AAUAUUUAAUGUUUAUAACUUAUAAGAUAUAAAUUACAAAUAUAGUAUAAAAAAAUAUGUAUUAAUUUAUAAGAUCAUAAUGUUUUAGUGUUAUAUACAAUUCUAUAUACUACGCACUAUUGCACUUCGUUUAUGUGUCGUCGAUCGUCUAUGAAUACUAAGAUACGCAUGGUUAACAAUAUUCCUGGACGAAAUGUAAUUUAAUUACAACUAUAAACAGGAGGUCACAAUUAUAGCAAUUAUUAUUGUUUGUAAAUAUUAUUACUGCAUAAUGUUCGGUUCGCUAUCGGCCAGAACGGCCAAGCAAGACGUGCCAUAGUGGCGUAGAUACGCUUGAUAGUAAACAUGAACAACAGCGACGAAGAAUUACACCGACCUGGCUCAAGCCGUGGAGUGCUAUCUGAUCAAAAAGAAUCGUCUAGAUUAAAUAACAAUGUAGCUCACAGCCAUGAUGGUCCUAAUACUGAAAGUUGUCUUGAUUGUGAUACCCCCGAACAACAUGACCACAUGAUUGCUGCUAGUUUGGUACAUUGUGACCAAGAAGAUAGUGAUUCAGAUAACGAUUCUUGUAUUUACACUUAUCGUGGUGAUCGGCAAGAGCCGGCAGUUGAAAAUUUACCCAUAGAUGAUAGAAGUACAUCGCCUUUGAUGGAUUACUUAGAAAUGGACUUUGAACCUGAACCUACUGUUAACAAUGUAUCUGAAGAUGAAGAGAGUACUGAACCAAUGGCCAAUAAUGCAAAUGGUACAAUGCAGCUAAUAAAAGACCUAUUGACUGCUUAUUCCGAUAUAGGUCCAAAUUUACAAGAAAACCAUCUUAAUAUUACAAAUAGUGUGAUGCGUGAGCCAACUAAUUCAAAUCCAAUCCCUCGAUUACCAAUAUCAAAUUCAAAUGUACCCACUUUGCAUUUAAGGGCUCUUAAUACUAAUCUCCCUGUUAGUAAAGAAGAACGUAAUGGAUGUAUGAGACGCAAUUCUGAUACAACGGAGGUAUGUCAAAAAAUGAAAAGAAUGCGUGUUGAUGAUUUAACUUGGAUUAAAGAAAUGGUAUGGUCAGAAAAAGAGGCAGCUCAGCUUCAAGUAAACCAAAUUGGUGUAUCAGCGUGUGGGGCAACUGCAGUUGUAAAUACUCUAUUGGCUCUAAGAACACAAUUCAACUUAGACCGUAUAGUUCAGAUUAUUGGUACCCGUUUACGUAAUGAGACUGCUGCACUUGUUCCCUAUUUGGAAUCUCGAGCUGUAGCUGGUUGCAUGCCCCAAGAUUUAGUUAGAACUUUGGAAACUGCAACAGAUUCACAAGUCAGUGCUAGGUUUUUUGCUACUAAUCAAUAUUUGGAUUUACCUCUAGCUCCAUGGCUUGCAACUUGGAUAAAAAAAGGUGCUGUUCCCAUAUUGACAUUAAACCUCCAACGUGCAAAUGUGCCACCUUCUCUUGUGCCAGAUAGUUGGCACCAUCAAAUGGUCUAUGGAGUAUCGUACAAUCCCUUACGUCCAGAAUUUGCUCAAAUUUACUUAACAAAUCCACUGAGCGUAUCAUGCAUGGAGUCGUUAAUUCCACAAUUAUUUUCUCCAUCUUCAUUGAUGAUUAAAAGAGCUGAUAUAUUGUCCAGGUGGACCCCUCAAACAGAUCUCAUGUCUUUGGCCACACAUCCUAGUCGACAUUGGCAUAGAUUUAAUGUGUUAGGACAAGUGGUAAAUCUUUUACGUGAAGAAAAAGAAAAUGUCAAAUUUACUAAUCAUAUUGUCAUACCGGCUAAUUAUAAAAGUGGUAUAACUUUAGCAAUGAAAACAUCAUCAAAUUAUAGCCAUGAAUUGAAAUCUGUGCCAGAACUAUAGAUAAGUACCAUGAAAUAAAGGUAUUUAUUUAUUAUCUUUAUAUAAGUUAUAACUGUCAAGAUAUUUUUAAUACUUGAAUGAAUG
Molecule: messenger RNA, 1920 nt
Organism: Melanaphis sacchari
Lineage: Eukaryota; Metazoa; Arthropoda; Insecta; Hemiptera; Aphididae
Exons: 7
Coding region: 346-1836 (496 amino acids)
Source: RefSeq, a predicted model, not a curated record